Molecule: messenger RNA, 1377 nt
Organism: Zychaea mexicana
Lineage: Eukaryota; Fungi; Mucoromycota; Mucoromycetes; Mucorales; Lichtheimiaceae
Exons: 2
Coding region: 112-1017 (301 amino acids)
Source: RefSeq, a predicted model, not a curated record
CUUGUUUCCUUUCCCAUCUGUACUCCAAUCAUUUCUACUACUGUACUUCUUGUCCCAUUUUUGCAAAUACUUUUACCACUGCUGUUGCCUAGCCAUCUUAAGAGCCCAAACAUGAAAAAAGUGUAUCUUGCAAACAAUUAUGUUGUGGAUGACCCAGUGCUGCAUGGUACCUAUAUAGAGCUCUCAAUAAAAACGGAGGAAGGUCAAGUCCUUGUGUGCGUUGUCGAGGGCCCAGAGUUGAUGUCCACGAUACACGAGUUGCGAGUAUCUCGCAUGUCUAAAUUAGACAUAAAAGGCACGCUCCUGCACGAUAUAAAGGGUCUCGACCGCCCUACACUCAUGGUCACUAAGCUCGAAAGAAGUCCAGUGUCGCCCUCUUUAGCUGCCAGCAGAUUGGAAAACUCUGACGAUACCUUUGUAAAUAAAUUAGACUAUGACAAUGAAAGUUACGUUGACAACAAUGACGGAGAGAACAGGAAACGCUCAUACAACAGACGCUCACUUUCACCACCACCCGGAGAGUCAGCGAAUUACCCUGAAAGAGCUGAUAUGGAAGACGACACGGAUGAAGAAGAAGAAGAAGAAGAAAGAAAAGAAAUGAAUGGAGAAGAGUACGAAAAGGAACGACAGUCUAAGCGUUUCAGAACGGAUGCCAUGGAGAUGACGGAAGAUGACGGCCUAGAGAUGGUUCCAUCCGCGAGGUCGAAUAAUUGUCCUGGUAACUUAUUUUAUAAUCUCUACGGUCGACUGCACGUGUUGAACAGCCAUGCUCCCGAUCACUUGCAGCCGCAGUUGGCGCUUCUUUACGAUCUGCUUACUUGCAUGGCGAACAUGGAGGAAGGAAUCUCAUCGCACACGCGGUUAUUUAUCGAAAAAAUGAGCGAGUUUCACUCUCGGUUGAAGGAUUGCUACCGGGAAUGCCCUGAUGCCCCUUACCCUUUGGAUACAAACGAAGUCGAGCUUCCGCAUUGGAUCUAUGAGUUUUUACCUAAAAAGAAACGGUUGCAGCAAAGGUAGCCUCCUUCCAAGCCGUCAUUUCCGUAAUAUACAACAAGUUUGAUGUCAAAAUACUUUUAUGACCCAAUUUGUCAUCUCUUUAAUGUGUAUCUGAAAAGCUGUUCUUAUACAUAUUUUUUAACACUCUCGCCUACAGCUACAUACAAUAGUCCAUAUUGCUCUGAUAUUUACGCAAUGUCACUUCAGCUCGACUAUGUAGUGACAGGCCGUUGUUCAUUAAUAAAUAUCCUUCUUCUUUAAUAAGAAGUUGGUAGUUAACUCAGUCCAACCGAAUUUGGGAAAUUGAGUAUCACACGCAAAAGAAAAAAGUUCAUGCAGAAACCAAAUUCGGCUGGUGGCUUGUGGAUAUACUUCUUUAUC